Messenger RNA from Kwoniella shivajii, 969 nucleotides. RefSeq lists its product as uncharacterized. NCBI's taxonomy places the organism in Eukaryota, Fungi, Basidiomycota, Tremellomycetes, Tremellales, Cryptococcaceae. The record is from RefSeq and is a predicted model, not a curated record. Gene Ontology annotation, molecular function: actin filament binding. Gene Ontology annotation, cellular component: nucleolus; striated muscle dense body; catalytic step 2 spliceosome. The transcript is spliced from 6 exons. Bases 1 to 969 code for a protein of 322 amino acids.
AUGUCAUCAUCGGGUAUCGUAUCGAAGAAGCUGAAGUUCAAGGGAGAGAAAAGUAAGAAAAAGAAGAGAUCGCAUCACCAUUCUUCUGGAGGAGGAGGGGAAGUUGAAGAUGAUAUGGCUGCUUUAGCAGCUGCUGAUCCAAGAGGCUGGGUUUAUCCUGAAAGUCCAAUGGAGAUAAAUGGUCCUGCAUUCAUCCUACUUCCUUCACAACCCUUAACUUGUCUAGCUUGGGACGCUCAAAGACAGCGAGUCUACGCUGCUCCUGUCGAUAUACCCCAAGCUCCAGAAGGAAUGAACGAUCUAAGUGAAGCUGAAAUACUACAGACUAUAGAGCCUAGCGACAUCAAUCAUGUAUGGGUAAUAUCGAGAUUAUCAGGAAGCGAAGAUGUUAUAAGUUUAAGGACCAGCACAGGUACUUUCCUGACUGCAACACCAUCAGGGACGUUGACAGCAACAACGCCUUCCAGAGGUCCAUUAGAAGCUUUUAUCCCCAUAUCUAAUUCCUCUCCCUCCGCUUCGUCAUCAUCAUUGUCAUCUGCAUUUCCAGGAUGGUCAAUACAAACUCAACAUAACUCGAAAUAUAUCUCAGCGUCUGAACCAACAGGUUUAACGAUUGGAAAACUAAAAGCCGAAUUACGUGCAGAUGUAGAUACAGCAGGAGAGAAUGAAUUGGUUAGAAUAAAAUGUCAAAGGGAAUUCGUAUAUAAAGCUAGACUGGCAUUACAACAAGAAAAAGAUGGUGUUUCAUCGUCUUCAUCAAAGAAAAGAUUCUUGGAAGGUGGUCCAAAUGAAGGUAGUAUAGAAGAUGAAUUAGCACGAAAUCGUGAAUCUCAAACUUGGGGUGGAGGUAGAACGAUCGUUUCUGAAAAAGAUCGAAGAGAACUGAAGAAAGCUAGGAAAGAAGGUAAAUUAGGAGAAGCAAUGUUAGAUCGAAGAGCAGCUUUGAAAAGUGAUCGAUAUGCAAAGUAA